AUGGCAGUUUGUGACCUUCUCGUCGUGAUUUUUAUGUUCUGGAGGACCAAAAAGGUCAGCAGCCGCUUCUUCAGGGUUGGAGUUGUUGUAGCUAAGAUAGGGGCGCUUUGUUGUGUGGCCGCAAGGCCACACGGUUCUCGUGCUACGAGUAGGGAGUGGUCAGUGGGAUGCAACGAACCAUUUUGGCCAACAAGCUCAAACUUUUCGCCACCCUUGUCAACAAGGCGGGACUAUCAAUUUCAUGCAGAAGGGUUUUCUUUUGGCUCUCAAGGUGAUGACAGAGUUGCACAUUAUGGAUCUUCUGUUUCAUUGAAUGAUAAAAGUUCCACGAGUUGGGGGAGGAGUGAGUCAUUUGCCAAUCAUCAAUUCUCUGUAUCUGAUGGUGCUCUCUCGUUCACCAACAGCCCUUCUGAUAGCUUCAAAAACUACCAAUUGAGACACUCAGUUACACAAGGAGCUAGCAUUGAAGAAUACACCAGAGAUCCAUUGUCUGGGCCACUGGUGAUCCCACAGUUUGUGGAGGGGAAUCUAGGGCUUCCAUCCUUUAAUGGUUCCUUUUCCUCGUGUUCAGAUGGCAGCGAGUAUGAUGCUAUAUCAAAAUCUCAUGGUUCUGCUGGUUGCAGCUUCUCAAAUCAUCGAUUUUUCAUGCCAAAGGCCAUUCAUCCUCUAUCAGUUCCAGAUCACGUUGUAGGAGGUGAAGAACAAAGCAUACCUGGUGCCAUCCUCCAGAAGGAACCAGUGCUUUGGGAUAACACCGACAAUUUCUUUAUGGACAUAUGCGAACUGCUGGAACCCAAAGCUCGUCCACCUAAUAGUUCUUUGCAUGACUUAUCCAAAUGUGGACUAUGCGAGAGGCUGUUGUCCCAGAGAUCACCAUGGUGCUCCUGUCGGAUUGUCUGUAGUGGAGAUUUGCCAACAGCAAGUGUCCUGUCGUGCCGGCACGCGUAUCAUUCUGAAUGCCUAGAGCAAACCACCCCCAAGGUAUCCAAACACGACCCACCAUGCCCACUUUGUUCAAAGUCGGAUGAGAACACAUCUGAUCGCCGGGCUGUCUGCCGGAUGAGAAAUGGGAUUCCAAAGCUAAAAUCACCAGAGGAAGGGCCUUCAAGACUUUGGAGCUGUGCACAAGCGGGUGAUUGUGUAGAAGGUGUUUUACAUGCGCCAAAACAAAGUAGAAUGGCUUUGUUGAGUAAAGACCAUCUCAAGAGGCAGCUGUCUAUGAAAGUAAAUCUAACCAAGAAACAAAGUGAGAACCUCAAGAGAAGUGGGAUCCGAAGGCAAGUUGGAUGCUCAUCGUCAUCUUAGUCGUAUUCAUCGAUAGCAUCCCUAGUUGUUUGUUCAUCCAUCUGCAUUGUGCUGUCAGUUGUUCUGAUGGCCGCGGCCUAGGAAAUCAUUUAGCGAAGCGGUUAGAGUUUGAAUUAUCGGAAAAGCCUUUGUUAGACGAUGGCUAUGCCUAUGUGCUUACUCUUGCUCGUAACCUUGUAUCUGCGAAAGCUUGUUGCAGGUGAGUAUUUCUUGCAGGAGUCUGCUCACUUGGGUGGCAUUUCUUUUGCUGUUGUUUUACAUGAUAUGUUAUUUGUAUGAUUAAUGUUUAGGUUAAUAGAUUAAUAUGAUUCAGGCCGGAUCUAAAUAUAACAUCUUUUUUUAAAAAUCUAGUAUUUUAUACGAAACUAAUUGUAUUUGAUAAUAUUAUUGUAAUGGUGAAUAUUAUUAUUCACUUAUUAAUUCAACCCUUAAUUUUAGUUA
Zingiber officinale is the source of this 1746-nucleotide messenger RNA. RefSeq lists its product as uncharacterized. Bases 1 to 1305 code for a protein of 434 amino acids. The transcript has 6 exons. Lineage: Eukaryota; Viridiplantae; Streptophyta; Magnoliopsida; Zingiberales; Zingiberaceae. The record is from RefSeq and is a predicted model, not a curated record.